This is a messenger RNA of Clupea harengus (Atlantic herring), 2808 nucleotides long. RefSeq names its product G-protein coupled receptor family C group 6 member A-like. NCBI's taxonomy places the organism in Eukaryota, Metazoa, Chordata, Actinopteri, Clupeiformes, Clupeidae. Gene Ontology annotation, molecular function: G protein-coupled receptor activity. The transcript has 8 exons. Bases 1 to 2808 code for a protein of 935 amino acids. Gene Ontology annotation, cellular component: plasma membrane. The record is from RefSeq and is a predicted model, not a curated record. Gene Ontology annotation, biological process: G protein-coupled receptor signaling pathway.
AUGUGGCUCCGUCUCCUCAGCUUGGUGCUAUGGGCAGCGCUUGUCCAGGUCUCCCAGACGAAUGAGAAAAUCUCUCCGCGCAAAGCCUUUAUGGAUGGGGAUGUUAUCAUAGGGAUCCUCAGCUCUGUUCACUCCACAAUCGAUAACCUCCAGGGCCGUGUUCGACCAGAGGAGUUCACCUGCAGCAAUUUUGACCAGAUUUCCUUCGUCCGAAUGCUAGCUGCUAUCUACACUAUUGACACCAUAAACAAAGCUAAUUUUCUUCCUGGUGUUCGGCUGGGAUAUGCCGUUUAUGACCCAUGUGCUGGAGCCACCAAAGCUCUCCACUCUGUGGAACAGAUGCUGUCAACCAACGGCUCUUUGCCUGUCAUGGAUGAUUACUCUGAGUUCCGACCAAAAGUAAAGGUUAUCUUAGGGGCGCGAUACUCUCUGUUGACCAUCCCUGUGGCCAAACUUCUCAGCCUCUAUCUCUUCCCUCAAAUAAGCACCACAUCCUCCGCAGUUGUUCUGAGCGAUAAGCUGAAGUUCCCGGGGUUUUUCCGAGUGAUCCCCAGUGAUGUGUACCAGACAGAGGCCAUGGUGCAGCUCAUAAGAGACUUUGAUUGGAACUGGGUUGGUCUGGUCUCUAUGGAUGAUGACUACGGUAAGGGAGUCCACCAAAGUUUCCUGAAGGAUGCAGAGGAGGCUGGGGUGUGUGUGGCCUAUGAGAAGAUCAUUCCACACUAUCUGGGCCACGCGGAGAGUAAGAAACGAAUCAAGGAGGUGGCAAGGAAGAUACAGCUCUCUGAUGCACAGGUGGUGGUGGUGGUCCUCCGGCCAGAGCUGGUGGAGGUGCUGUUUGAGGAGAUGAUCCGCUCCAAUACCACUCGAGUUUGGAUCGCCAGUGAUGCUUGGUCCAGGUCUACAGAUGUGGCAACCAUGAAGGACGUCAACAAGGUGGGUGGUGUGUUUGGGUUCAGUUUCAUCUCAGGAAAAAUCACUGGGUUUGAGCAAUACUUACAGAACCUACCAAUCAGGCCAGGUGUGACAAAUGAUUUCAUUGAAGAGUACAAGCAGCUGAAGAUAGACUGCGCUCCUGGUUCUCCAGAGGUUUGCAGUAAGCCAAACGCUGAUUAUCUGGUGAAGAACAUAGAGCUUCCAUUGUUCUAUGGAGAGAGGGUGGCUAUUUGGAGCAUAGUUCAUGCUCUGAAAGAACAACUUGGAUGCGAUGAAACAUUUUGUCCAGGAGACACUCAUUUCCCUCCAUUUGAGCUUCGUGAGAAGCUCCAGAAGGUGAAUUUUACCCUUGAUGGUAAGAGAAAGUUCUUCGAUAAAAAAGGUGACUUUGAAGACGGCUAUGACGUCAUCAUGUGGGUGCCAGACGGUGAGCACAGACGUGCUGAAGUGAAAGGGAGCUUCACCAUACAGCCAAGAAAAGUGGUGGUCAAUAGUCAUGACAUCAUAUGGACUUCAACCCCCAACAACACUAGACCUGUAUCACGGUGCUCACCAUCAUGUAAUCCUGGCUCCUCAAAAAAGGUGUCUAAUGUUUCCUGCUGCUACAGCUGCACCCCCUGUGAUGAAGGGUCCUACUCAGACAGUGAUGAUGAAGAUGACUGCCAUCCGUGCCCUAAUGACACUUGGUCUCUGAAGGGAUGGACUAAAUGUGAACCACGCACUGUAAAGUAUCUGCAGUGGUCUGACCCAUAUCCCAUUGCUCUCCUAGUGGGAGUGGGCGUUGGGCUCCUGCUUCUCAUAAUAGUUUUUGUCUUUUUCAUUGUCUACCGGAACACUGUACUAAUCAAGUCCGCCAAUCUUCUCAUGUCUUGCUUCAUGAUGGUUGGUUUGGCGGUGAGUUUUGGAAGUGUGGUUCUAUUCAUGGAUGAACCCAGCAUCCACCUCUGCCGAGCCCAGCAGACCAUGUAUGCCUUGGGCUUCACCCUCUGUGUCUCCUGCAUCUUGGUCAAAGCCUUCCGCACGUUCCUGGCAUUCAUGGCUUUUGAUCCUGUGAGACACCAUCGUCUGAACAAGCUAUACAAGCCCCUGAUUAUUAUGGUCCUGGCAACCUCUGUUCAAGGGCUGGUCUGUGUGUUCUGGCUGAUCUAUGACACCCCUAAUGUGGAUCAGACUCCCCCAUCCAACCAGAGCAUGAUCCAUGUGCUGCAGUGCAGCGAGGGCUCCAACGUGGGUUUUGGGGUGAUGCAUGGCUACAUCGCUCUGUUAGCACUCAUCUGCUUCCUGCUGGCCUUCAAAGGAAGGAAGGUGCCGCACGACUUCAGCGAGACCAGCAUCAUCAUCUUCAGCAUGCUUAUCCACUUGUUUGUGUGGCUCUGCUUCAUCCCCAUCUACAUCACCAAAAAUGAGUCACGCCCCAUCGUACAGGCCUCCGCCAUCUUAGUCUCCAACUACGGCAUUAUAUUCUGUCACUUCUUACCCAAGUGUUACCGAGCCAUUUGGGGCAAACACACGACGGAGCAAAUCAGGGCUCGUCUACGCAAGUUUUCUGAGUCUAUAAACCACGCCUCCGUAGACUCCGGCCUUAGCUCCCAAGACUUAGAGAUGGACCCCGGGUCACGCCGCUCCGUAAGCUUUGCCCUUCCCCUAUUCACUUCAUCAGAGUCCUUGACAGAUUCUGGGUUUCUGCCUACCAGUAGGCAUCUUUCCCUGACCUCUGCUUCUCCCCAGUCAAUCAGUCCAUCAGCAGAAAACCCUUCUUUCAACCUGAGUCAUGCUGACUCUGUCUUUGUUAUAACAGCACCAGAGGGACCCACUGCUCUAGAGAGACCAGACAUGGCAAUAAGACAGAGACAGAGAAGCUGGUCCAUGUGA